Molecule: messenger RNA, 768 nt
Organism: Phragmites australis (common reed)
Lineage: Eukaryota; Viridiplantae; Streptophyta; Magnoliopsida; Poales; Poaceae
Product: B3 domain-containing protein Os04g0386900-like
Exons: 4
Coding region: 104-667 (187 amino acids)
Molecular function (GO): DNA binding
Source: RefSeq, a predicted model, not a curated record
UAUCGCUACGAUACUGCGGCCAGCUGCCACUGCGCAGUGGCAGCAGUCUUGGGUUUCUUCUCCAUCCAGCCGUCCUCUUCCUCCUUCAGGAAAGAUAGAGUCAAUGGCAAGUGAUUCUAGCACCGCAAACCUCUCCUCUCGGGGAUCACUCAGCAUUGCAGGUACGAAGGGUAAAGCAGUGGUGAACUCUGCAGAGAAGAGUGGUGAUGCUGCUGUUAGCCCUUCAGAACGACCUGAUCUGCGAUCGGUGUCGGAGAAGCCGUGCGUGGAGAGGAUUCAGCCAAGGAUCCUCCCUCUCCUGGGGAAGCCAUACUUCACAUGCAUCAUCCGCAAGUCCCAUGUUCAGCCGCCGUUUCAAGUGGUGGUUCCAAAGUCGCUUGCGCCGUUCCUCCCGUCGAGCACGGUACCGGCGACACUGACCUGGAGUGGCCGGUCGUGGGAGAUGCGGUUCACCGGCGGGCGCCAGAUCCAGCGCCUGGAGGCCGGGUGGCGGAGCUUCGCGCUGGACAACGGCCUGAGGCUCGGCGACGGGUGCGUCUUCGAGCUGGUCGACGGCGCCGCCGAGGCCGUCACGUUCAGGGUGCAAGUCCUCCGCGACGACAUCCCCGCGGCGAUCCGGGAGAAGGCUGGCGGGUACACAUCGUCCAGCCCCAUCGUCAUCGACUAGCUAUCCCAGCCCGUGCCAUUGUCAGGUGUGGCUUGAAGUCUGAACUACACAGUUCGACGUGUUACUAUGCUUAGAUGUUGAAAAUUAAUCUUGUUUUAUGG